Messenger RNA from Paramecium primaurelia, 2923 nucleotides. NCBI's taxonomy places the organism in Eukaryota, Ciliophora, Oligohymenophorea, Peniculida, Parameciidae. The record is from the annotation of a GenBank genome assembly.
AUGAAAACUAUUCCAAAACAAUAGACCAUAAUUACAGUUGCUCGUCCUUGCUCAUUAUCUAAAGAGCUUACACCAAUCUCUAUUCAUUCUCCUGAUAGAUAAUUGGUGUAUGGUCUUAAAACUUAAACAUAAACAUAAACAAGAGUAUAAACUUAUGUAGGUUCUCCAUACGUAUAAUCUCCUACCUAUGAUGCAAAUAAACAAUUCAUUUCCUCACGUAUAUAUCUAUAAUAAUUCUAGCUAACUUAAAUGUCUAACCUUAAUCACCAAAAAAAUUAAUUGAUUCUUAUCAUUACAAAUAGAAGACACUUGAUUAUAAAUCUACAGGUGCAGAAUAUAAACCAUUUGAAACCACUAAACAAUUACCUCCCUAAAUCAAUCAAUAAGAUUUUGCAAAGACAUUUCAAUUUGAUAUAAAUAAAGAAAAUAAGGAAUCAUAUUCAAAUACAGAUAGAAGAACUCUAAAUAAUCCAUUUUUAGAAUCAAAAGAAAAUAUUAAAGUAGGACUUGAAUUUCUAAGUAUAUCUCCCAUUUAGGAAUUAGCACAUUAAAAUACAAAUAAUAUAAAUUUACCAUAAAAAUUAACUUAAACAACUUCAUUAAAGUCUAAAUUAUAAAACGAUAUCAAUAAAAUUUCUAGUUCUUUAAGAGAUUUAAUAAAUUCUAUAUAAAAAUAAUUAGGAACAAGUAAUUUAACUGAUAUUUUAAAUGAUAAGAUGAUAGAAGUACUUUCAAAUUUUAGAAAAUUAGAAGAUACAAUUAUUUCAGAUUAUACAAAUUAAUAAUUACCUUAGAUUAAUUAUUAAAAUUAAAAUACAAAUAUAAAUGAAUAAAAAAUAUAAUCAUUAACUGAUGAUUAUAAUAAGUUAAAAGCAAUUUUAGAUUAAUUAUAGACAAAAAUGGCUUCACUUGUUUAAGAGAAUUAGAAAGUAUAAUUUAAUAUUAUAUUAUUUUAGUUAAAUAAACAAUUAAUAGAUUAAGAAUAAUAGGUUUAAGAUGAAAGAAAGAGACUAAAAGAGGAAAAUUAAAAAUUAUAAUAGAAUUAAUGUGAAUUGAAUAGAGUUCUUGGAUGUUUACAACUUAAUUAAAAAGAAAAUGAAGAGUUGAGGAAUCAAUUAUAAAAAUUAGAAAAAAAUAUAAGUGAUUCAGUUGUUUGUAGAUAAUUAUUUCAGUAAGAUGAAUAAUCAAAGGAGUUUUAGAUAAAAUAUUAAAAUUUAUUAAAAGAUUAUAGUUAAUUAGAAUCAAAAUAUAAAUAAGUAAUUUAAGAGAGAAAUACAAGAGAUAUGAAUAAAUCUCCUUCUAUUUUGAGAUCACCAUCUGGAACUCCACAUUAAUAAUAGAAUAAAUAAAUGGAAUAAUUUGAAUUAAAGAUAUUUUAAUUAUAAAUAGAAAAUGAUAAUUUAAAAGCUGAAAUAGCUCAUAAUUAAGUUGAUUCAAGAUAAUUAGAUUAAAAAAAUAAUGUGAUUGAUUAAUUAGAAGAGAAAAUUAGAUAAAUAUUAAGAGAACGUACAGAAUCUGAAGAUCAUCUUUAAUAAAUUUGUUAUAAUUUGGAAAAUUAAAUUGAAUAGAUAAAAUCUAAUUUAAAUUAAAAGGAAUAAGAAUUGAAUUAAAUGACAAAAGUAAAGAAAGAUAUUGAAAGAGAUUUUUAAUCAUCAGUUAAAAAUUAUUAAAUAGUUUAAAAAGGACUUGAUGAUAAAAUAACAAGUAUGAAAGUAGAUUAUGAUAAAUUAUUAAAUGAUUAUAAAUCUUUAGAUUAAAAAAGAAUUAAGACUGAAGAAAAUUUAAAAUAAUGUGAAAAAUCAUUAGAAUAAUAAAAAUAAGAAUAUAAUUAAUUAUAAAAUGAUAAUUUAAAGAUUAAUGAUAAAUUAUAAUAUUAAUGUAAGUAAAUUGAAUAGAUGAGUCAAUAAUUAUAAUAAUAUCAAUAAUCAACUUAAUAAAUGUUAAUAUAAUUAGAUAAUUUAAAAGAAAUUGAAUCUUAAUAAAAAUAAGAUUUGGAUUAAUUAUAAUGUCAAUUAAAAUAGACAAAAUAAGAUGCUAAAAAUUAAAUAAAUGAUUUAAAUUAAGCUUUAGUAUUAUAAGUAACAAAAAAUAAAGAAAAGGAAAAAUAAAAUAAAGAAUUAGUGGAAGAAAUGAGUGCUUUAAAAGAUUAAUAUGAAGUUUAAAAAAAGAUAUAAUUAGAAAAUAUUAAUGAAUUAGAAAGAAAAUUAAAGAGUUUAAAAUCUCAGUUAGAAGAAACAAUAGAAAAUAAGGAAAAUGAAAUUAAUGAUUUAAAAAUGAAUAUGGAAUAAUAAUUAAAAAUGAUGGAUUAAAGAAAUACAAAUUCUUAUUUUGAUUUUGAAGAAAGGGAAUAAUAAUUGAUAUAAGAUCUUUAAUAAAAAACAGAAAUCAUAGAAACAUUAAAAGGGGAAUUAGAAAAAACUAGAAGCAUCAAUUAUAAUAUUUAAGAAGAUGUACUUAAAAAUAAUAUUUAAAAUACAUAAUUAAAUGUUAUAAUUAAUAAUUUGAAAGGUGAAUUAAAUUAAGCAAAAUAAGAGUAAGCACAUUUAAUUGAUAUGUUAAAAAAAAGAAAGGAAGAAGCUGAUUAAUUACAUUUAGGAUUAGAGGAGGCAAGAAAGGAUGCUUAACUUAAAAAAAAUAUAGUUGAAGAUAAUAGAAGUAAUUAUUUAAUAAUAAUAAUAUUUUAGGAACAUUACUUAGAUAAUAAGAUUUAUAAGUAUAGUUAGAAAAUUUAUAAAGAGAUAAUUUAACAUUGACCUAGAAGGUGAACUCUUUAAAUAAUGAAAUUUAAAGGAAAUAAAGAGAAUAUUAAGAAAAAUCUGAAGAAUAUACAAUAUUAAGAAGGAAAUAUGAUGAAGCAAUAUAAAAUUUAGAAAGAUUAGAAAAAAGAUGGGGAGACAAAAUAGAAUAACAUAGAAAAAAUUGA